AAAGAGGAAGAGGGAAGAAGGAGGGAGAAGAGUGAAGCAGAGAAUGCGUCAAAGGAGAGGAGGAAUAAAGUCUGAAUUGAAGCCUUAAUUCUACGCGCUUUGGGCUUGGACGAUCAGUACGAAUGGAACGCAACGUCGAAUAGCUCGGGAGACCCCGAGAAGCGAUCGUGAGUGAUAGAAACGACAAUAGAGACGAGAAUAAUAGAAAAAUUUAUGAAAAAAGCAUAUUGCAAAAUUAAGUAAAAUUACGUGGAGACUACAAGAUUUCAUGGAAUGUUGUAGCAAGAUUGACUUUUAGAAUUUAGGAGAAAUUCUAUUGCUCAUAAACUUGUAUUAGUAGUGACAAUAUGAUUGUUAAGGAAGCAAUCAUAUUAUUAAAUAUAUAACGACGUGAAAUUAAACAAUUGUGUCAAUUAUCGUUCGCAGUGUUGGUGACUAAAAGGAGACAAUCAGGUUAAAUAGAUCAUAAUACCACGCUACGUAUAAAUAAUAAGCCUUCGAAAUGGCUUCAAGAUCAGAGGAGGAUCCAGAAAUUACGGAAUCUGGAGAGAGAGAGAGAAGCACAGAAAAAAGUGAUGGAUUUUGCAGAUUAUUACUAAAGUUUCCAGCCAUUUACUGGAGAUCCUUCAUUGUGGUAUUAUGGCCAUUAAUUCUAAUUCCACUAUUAACUACCGAAAGCGAAAAACCUCUUGCAAUGAAAUGCUUAUACAUCGUCGCGCUAAUGGCGAUGUUUUGGGUAACAGAAGUUCUACCAUUGCCCGUUACGGGUAUGAUCCCGGUGGUUUUGUAUCCACUAAUGGGUAUCAUGUCCACCAAUGACACCUGUCUAUGUUACAUGAAUGAUACCACGAUGAUGUUUCUGGGGAGUUUGGUAAUUGCAGUGGUUAUUGAGAAUUCCGGCCUGCAUAUGCGAAUGGCGUUACUCAUUAUCAAGACUAUUGGUUGCAGUCAUCGAAGACUGACAUUAGGUCUGUUCUUUGUGACGAUGUUUAUUUCAAUGUGGAUUUCGAACACUGCAGCUACAGCCAUGAUGAUACCGAUCAUGGAAACUGUUCUUGUAGAACUUGAAACGCAAGGACUCGGGAACAUGUUCGUACAGAAAGAGGGAGCAGACGAAGAAGAAGGCACGGAAACAAGCAAGAGACCAACGCACAGUACUAUGGUGUAUUAUCUCGUCGCGGCCUAUGCUUCCAGUCUCGGUGGUAUCGGAACAAUUGUUGGAAGCGGCACCAAUUUAACAUUAAAAGGUUUUUUAGAGAAGCGUUUUCCUAAUAGUCACGGUAUAAAUUUUGCUUCCUGGAUGUUAUAUUCGGUACCGCCCAUGUUAUUGAUGGGUUUGCUCACGUGGUUAUGGUUGCAAGUGAUGUACAUGGGUCUCUUCAGACCAGAGAGCAAAGAUGCUCGUGCCAUAGAUAUUGGACAACAGGGCGAGCGAGUCGCAGCAGCGGUUAUCGAGAAAAGAUACAAGGAACUUGGACGGAUUUCAUGGCAUGAAUCCUCCGUAGGUGUCUUAUUUAUCUUCGUGGUGCUUUUAUGGUUCUUUAGAAGCCCUGGUUUUAUGCCGGGCUGGGCAGCUUAUAUCACGAACGUGUCUGUUAAAGAUUCGACGGCGGCCACGUUGGUAACGAUACUGUUUUUUAUUAUUCCGUCAAAAUUAGACUUUCUGAACGCGUUCAGCAAGGAUCCACGUAAACGUGCUACAAAGCCAGCGCUUGGUUUGAUAACGUGGAAAAUGAUCAAUGAUAAAUUACAUUGGAGUCUAAUUUUUGUGUUAGGCGGUGGAUUUGCCAUCUCAGAAGGUAGUACUACAUCGGGCUUAUCAGGAAUGCUGGGACAAUCCCUGAAAGGUCUGGAAAAAAUUAAUGUGGUGGCAAUAAUGCUGAUUGUCUGCCUCUUCGCCGAAAACGUGACGGAACUAACAGCCAAUGUGGCCGUCGCGAAUAUUAUACUGCCAGUAUUAGCAGAAAUGUGUGUGGCUAUUAAAAUACAUCCCUUGUAUCUAAUGCUGCCAGCAGCUAUUUGCUGUUCCUUUUCGUUCCAUCUACCAGUUGGUACUCCACCAAACGCGAUUGCCAGUGCUGCGGGGCACAUAAAGACAAAAGACUUUGUGAUCGCUGGUAUCGGACCCAGUAUCAUCACACUUGUUAUCACUACAAUUGCGUUUCCCACUUGGGGCACAUAUGUAUUUAAUCUAUCGGAAUUCCCCGAAUGGGCCACAUAG
Solenopsis invicta (red fire ant) is the source of this 2221-nucleotide messenger RNA. It is a transcript of the gene Indy, whose product is annotated as protein I'm not dead yet. The record is from RefSeq and is a predicted model, not a curated record. Gene Ontology annotation, cellular component: membrane. Gene Ontology annotation, biological process: citrate transport; monoatomic anion transmembrane transport. Bases 503 to 2221 code for a protein of 572 amino acids. NCBI's taxonomy places the organism in Eukaryota, Metazoa, Arthropoda, Insecta, Hymenoptera, Formicidae. The transcript has 10 exons. Gene Ontology annotation, molecular function: succinate transmembrane transporter activity; citrate transmembrane transporter activity.